Dermacentor andersoni is the source of this 870-nucleotide messenger RNA. The record is from RefSeq and is a predicted model, not a curated record. NCBI's taxonomy places the organism in Eukaryota, Metazoa, Arthropoda, Arachnida, Ixodida, Ixodidae.
AUGUCGGGAGAAAAGAAGGUGCUUUACCUGAUGCGCGGAGUGAAAGAGCAGCCGUUCGGCGGUCUCCUGUACUACACGACGAUGCUGUACGCGUUCUACAGAGUGUACGAGUCGACCGGAGGCAAAGCGUUUGACGGGGCAGCCGAGGUCCGCGCGGCUCCUGGCGACCUGAGCCCACACGGUGGUCAUCCAACAACCAGGCCACAACGUAGCAUCCGGCAGCCAGAGAUUGACCCGGCUAUCUUCCGUGACCCGACGCCGAUCUUUCCAGCUAGUGGCCUGUCUCCCUUUGCUCCGUCACCCAUGCACCCGCAGAUGUACCCUGGGCUUUCACGCUUCAUUAUCACGCCACUACCGGUGUCGCCCAACCAUCUUACGCGGCCAUAUGCCUACCCGUCGCCCAUGGGGGCCGCGUCCCUAUCGCCAGACCGAAUCCCCGCUGGACCCGGCUUUCCUCCGACCCAACAACGUCUGACGUACAGCGGUCCAAUACCCAACGCCCUGACGCCUAGCACGCCAACACCCAUCGCCCAGACGACGUCUCGCGGUUCGACGUCUAGUAGGGGGACGACGUCCAGCGCGUCUCGGAGUGGCGAUGCGCGAGCCCCGCAGACGCUCGAAACGGCGUCAAUGGCCUCGAGGACUCCGACAGCAAGUGGCGCGGUUUCCACAGCGCCGGCGACGUCGUACCAGCGGUCUACCCCCGGUGGUCCGAUAACCCCACUGCCUAACGUCGCUGUGGACCGCGCGGCCAUCGGCGUCAACACCGCGCCAAGCGAGCAGGAAGUGCCCCCUUCCCGCGUCAUGAAGGCGCGACGCCCGGUCCCGCCUUCUCCUGUGGGGACUCGCAAAAGCAAGAAACACCGUUGA